Aspergillus pseudotamarii is the source of this 1533-nucleotide messenger RNA. RefSeq names its product cytochrome P450. The transcript is spliced from 5 exons. Gene Ontology annotation, molecular function: heme binding; oxidoreductase activity, acting on paired donors, with incorporation or reduction of molecular oxygen; monooxygenase activity. NCBI's taxonomy places the organism in Eukaryota, Fungi, Ascomycota, Eurotiomycetes, Eurotiales, Aspergillaceae. The record is from RefSeq and is a predicted model, not a curated record. The coding region runs from base 1 to 1533 and encodes 510 amino acids.
AUGAUAGACCAGGCCCGCAUCUGGACGGCUCUCAUGACUACUGCGGGACUCAUCUUGGCUACUAGGAUUCUUUAUCGUUUAUAUUUCCAUCCUCUGGCAAAGAUACCUGGCCCUAAACUAGCCGCCGCUACACAUCUUCUGGAGUUCUACUAUGAUGUGAUUCUUGGAGGUCAAUUCGUAUUUCAAGUCGAGAGAAUGCAUCGGAAAUACGGCCCUAUUGUGCGUAUCAAUCCAAAAGAGGUCCAUAUCAUUGAUCCCACCUUCUAUAACGAAAUAUAUGCAGCAGGGGCUCGAAAGCGUGAUAAGUAUAAGGGGUUUGUGCGCUCUCUCGCUGCCGACGAGUCUACUGUCUCGACCGUGGGCUCUGAAAAGCACCGAUUCCGACGCGGCAUCCUUCAGAAUUUCUUCUCCAAGCGGUCUGUCAUGGAAUUUUCGUCCGCAAUUAGUGAGAGGGUAGAGAAGCUGAUGCGACGCCUGGAUGAAUUCGAGAAGACCCAGACCGUAGUGGCUCUUGAUGAGGUAUUCUCAGCAUUGACCUCCGAUAUGAUUACUUAUAUCUGCUAUGGGAAAGAUUGGAAAUUCCUAGACCAAGAGGAUUUUAAUUGCGACAUUCACCAGGCGGGUGUGGAUUUCGCGAAGUUCUUCCAUAUUAACCGAUUUUUCCCAUGGAUUUUCAUGACACUGCGAGCACUGUCUCCACGAAUGUUAGCAUUCCUCAUACCCGGUCGAGCGGCAACAUUUAAAUUCCAGGAAUCUCUCCUAAAGCAUGCUAUCCAAAUAGCAGAGAACGAGCAAUCUAAUGUCGCCCGCAAAGAAAUUGAAAAGCCUGGUCCGAAUAUAAUCUCCAACCUAGUCGAUUCAUCUAUACCAUAUAUGGAACGGAGUCGUCGGCGUCUGGAGGAUGAAGUCAUCACGAUUCUUGUCGCUGGAACAGAAGCACCCGUAAAAGUUCUAUCCAUGGCUAUGUACUACCUUGGUAGCGAACCGGCUAUUGGUGAGAAAUUACGGGCUGAAUUGAAAACUGUCCUACCGACACGUACCAGCACUGCCACAUAUGCAGAACUAGAAAAGCUGCCAUAUCUACAUGGCUUUAUCUAUGAAUCAUUGCGCAUAUCGGACUCAGUUAUUGCACGGUUCCCUCGAAUAGCGCCAACAGAAACACUCCGAUACAAAGACCAUGUUCUCCCUCCAGGCACCCCAAUGAGCUGUUCUUCUUACUUUAUCUCUCGCAACCACGAUAUCUUUCCUAGCCCCCAUAAGUUCGACCCCGAGAGAUGGAUCCGUGCAGCGGAGAAGGGUGAGAAUCUAACACAGCAUCUCACGGCGUUUACCAAGGGGAGCCGAGUUUGCCUUGGAAUGAAUUUAACCAUGGCCGAGUUGUACUUGACUAUUGCCCAUAUGUGCCGUCGGUACCAUAUACAUCUGUACAACACUGAGCCAGAAGACGUAUGUAUGACGAGCGAUCUUCUUGCUGGAUAUACACGACGGGGCGUCCUGAAAGUAUAUGUCAAGCUCAGGGCUGUGAGGGAGUAA